AUGGAAUCAGAAUCCAGUGAAGUUCAAGAUAGCGACGAAGAAUUCCUCCCAGUAAUGCAGAAAAAAUCGUUAGAUAUUCCCGUUCCCGAGGCCGAACAUGUCUGUCCAGUGACAAUAAUGAAACGACAUCGACCGCAAUAUGGCCACAUGGGCAAUGGAAGUUAUGUUGAAGUUCAGCAAGAUUCAGAACACAGCUUUGAGGCCACAUUUGUCGAGUGCACCAACGGUCAUCAUAGACCGUCAUGUCAUGGAAUCGACGUUUUCACGUAUUCAUCAGAAUGUGUCACGUUGUACGAAUGGCGAACAGCUUUCGUGCGACUGCCGGAAUCGAAUGUUAAUUUCGUUCCUGCUAUGAUCAAGGUGGGUCAAACGUCUUCCAUUAAAAAAUCGUUAGAUAUUCCCGUUCCCGAGGCCGAACAUGUCUGUCCAGUGACAAUAAUGAAACGACAUCGACCGCAAUAUGGCCACAUGGGCAAUGGAAGUUAUGUUGAAGUUCAGCAAGAUUCAGAACACAGCUUUGAGGCCACAUUUGUCGAGUGCACCAACGGUCACCAUAGACCGUCAUGUCAUGGAAUCGACGUUUUCACAUAUUCAUCAGAAUGUGUCACGUUGUACGAAUGGCGAACAGCUUUCGUGCGACUGCCAGAAUCGAAUGUCAAUUUCGUUCCUGCUAUGAUCAAGGUGGGUCAAACGUCUUCCAUUGUAUUCCAAUCGCUUGCCAGUGCCGAUUAA
Messenger RNA from Cooperia oncophora, 732 nucleotides. NCBI's taxonomy places the organism in Eukaryota, Metazoa, Nematoda, Chromadorea, Rhabditida, Trichostrongylidae. The record is from the annotation of a GenBank genome assembly.